AUGAAAGUGUUCACUGUGAAGAAUCUGCACCAGAAUAUAGAGCAUGGGAUCUGCAUCGAAGGAGCAGAGGUCCUGGCUGGUAUUCCCAGUGUUACACAGUCAUGUCUGUUGUCGUUCACCUUCCUCCACUACACACUGGCCUUCACCUCUGUGGUGCUGUUCUACAUCUACUACACCCAGCCUAAAGACUGCUCCGAGCACGAGGUCUUCAUCAGCCUCAACCUCAUCUUCAGCGUCAUCAUCUCCAUCGUCUCCAUCCUGCCCAAAGUACAGACCGGGCCCAGCCUGGUCUGCUCCAGGCCUCUCAUCUCCCUCUACACCAUGUAUGUCACCUGGUCCGCCUUGACCAACAACCCAAACCGUAAGUGUAACCCCAGCCUGCUAAGUCUGGUGUCAAAUGUCAGCUCCAGCGAGCCCACACCCACCAGUGCCCCAGCACAGGUGCAGUGGUGGGAUGCCCAGAGCAUUGUGGGUUUGGUCAUCUUCCUCUUCUGCACUCUCUAUGCCAGCAUACGCUCGUCCAACAACACUCAGGUGAACAAGCUGAUGCAGACCGAGGAAGGCGGGGGUUAUGGAGAAGAGGGCGAGGUAGGGGAGGACAAUGUGCGAGGGGCUGUGAAUAAUGAGGGUGAGGGGGUCACCUACAGCUACUCCUUAGUCCACUUACACUUCUGCCUGGCCUCCCUCUACAUCAUGAUGACACUCACCAACUGGUACCAGCCAGACAUCACCAGCCAGGCCAUGCAGAGCAGUAUGCCAGCUGUGUGGGUGAAGAUCAGCUCCAGUUGGCUGGGCCUGGGCCUCUAUCUCUGGACCCUGCUCCCCCCUCUCAUGUUUCCUGACCAAGACUUCAGCUGA
Oncorhynchus keta (chum salmon) is the source of this 858-nucleotide messenger RNA. Its product is annotated as serine incorporator 1-like. NCBI's taxonomy places the organism in Eukaryota, Metazoa, Chordata, Actinopteri, Salmoniformes, Salmonidae. Gene Ontology annotation, cellular component: membrane. The coding region runs from base 1 to 858 and encodes 285 amino acids. The transcript has 6 exons. The record is from RefSeq and is a predicted model, not a curated record.